Akanthomyces muscarius is the source of this 1449-nucleotide messenger RNA. RefSeq lists its product as uncharacterized. Gene Ontology annotation, molecular function: DNA-binding transcription factor activity, RNA polymerase II-specific; zinc ion binding. Lineage: Eukaryota; Fungi; Ascomycota; Sordariomycetes; Hypocreales; Cordycipitaceae. Gene Ontology annotation, biological process: regulation of DNA-templated transcription. The record is from RefSeq and is a predicted model, not a curated record. The transcript is spliced from 2 exons. The coding region runs from base 1 to 1449 and encodes 482 amino acids.
AUGCCGUUUUCGCCCACCACAAUCAAAGGGAUGCCUUCCUCGAAACCUGCCGCCUCUGGGGACGUCCCCAAACACCGUGCCUGCGACGAGUGCCGAUCUCGCAAGCUCGCCUGCUCCAAGGAGGCCGAUGGCUGCGCCCGCUGCAAACGUGAGGGCAUUCCCUGCUACUACUCGCCUCAGAAGCCCAUGGGUAGGCCACGCAAGCGUCGUGCCACGGACGAGUCCGACUCCCAAGCACCAGCCUCGCGACGCCGCCCAUCGCCGGGCAUUCAGCGAAGCCGCAGCGCCUCUUCUUCGGCCCACUCUACCGGACCAGAGAUUCGGUCCUUUCAGCUGAGCGGAACGCCGGCUCCAUCAUUCAGCGACCAGAACUUUGGCUUCCUGGAUCACCAGGCGGGCACGCCUGACAUGGCCUUGUUCGACAUCCUCCCGAGCUACUACCUCGCCAUGACGACAGCCUCGCCAGCCGGAUGCGCAUCGACUCAGGGCUUCCACGGGGCAUUGCCCAUGGCACAGGACAGCAUGGGCAUCUACAAUGACAUGUCCUUUCUCGACCCGGCCUUUGCCUCCGCCCCGCAUGACAGCCAGGACGCCUUUGGGGCGACGCCAGAUCUUUCUGUCGGAUCUCACACGCCCCUUAAUUCAGAGCCCUCCUUCUCGCCUCCGCCUCGUCACACAAGAGCCUCGACGCAGCCAGGAUCGAAAGAGUUUUUCCCCACCGAAGUCUUGCAGCCUAUUCCCUCCGUGUCCUGCCCAUGUCUCUCCUCCCUCUACAUGGCCCUUGAAUCCAUGGCCAACCUCCCCAGAGACAUAUCAGCAGCGAUGCGCGUUGCCCGGCAUGCGUCUAAAGUCGCGCAAGGUGUCAUUCAUUGCAAAGUGUGCUCUUGUAACCUUUUGGACAUUUCCAAGGCGCCACCUAUGCAGUCUUUCCAAAACAUGAUGCUUCUCGCCACGCUCGUUCCUUCGGCCUGCAACGCUUACGCGGCCAUUGUUGAAAUGAUUGACCGCGAAAGCAAUCUAGCCAUGCAGCAAGGCCGUCGCAUCUUCUUUUCCAUGCGCGAAAUGGGUGGGCUCUGGGAGCAUCAAGCCGUCAGCGGCCGCGCGCUCCCGGCUGAUCUGAUGGAAUUUGACAACACAGAUCUCGGUCCGCAAGAAUGGCGCCGGAUCAUGCUGGUGAUUAUCCGGCUCGAUGUCUACGGGGACAAGGCGAAGCAGCCCAGCCGUCCGAGCGGGUCUCCCUCCAUGAUGGGCCUCAGCGAUGUCGUGGCCGCUCUUGAUGAGCGCAGCCAGAAGCGCCACGACCUGGUCGAUGCCUCCAUGGCAGCGGGCACGCUGCCGCCGCACACGCACUACAUGAUGACGCCACGCAGCUGCAAACCAGAGGACAGGAAAUGCCUUCGAAUUCUCGAGGUUGCGCGGAUGGCCCUGAACAGUCUGGUCAUUGCCUAA